Molecule: messenger RNA, 663 nt
Organism: Anthostomella pinea
Lineage: Eukaryota; Fungi; Ascomycota; Sordariomycetes; Xylariales; Xylariaceae
Source: the annotation of a GenBank genome assembly
AUGAAGCUCGUGAAGAGCGUUGGGGCUGAUGAGACGAUCGACUAUACAGCCGUGUCCCUUCCCGACCACCUUGUGGAUGUUUACUCUGCGCGGCCUUUUGACGCAGUCGUCGAUACGGUCGGACAAUCCCAGCCACUCUACCACCGUUCACCACAGUACUUGGCUCCUGAAAAGCCGUUUCUGUGCAUUGGGACCUAUUUGGGCGACGAGCUCACCUUGUACAACGUGUUUCUAUCUGUCCGCCCGCCGCUAUCAAACAGAUUGUGGCCCAAAAUCCUCGGCGGAACACCACGGGCAUGGGAGUUCCUGAGCGGCGAGGAGCGUGUUGGAACGUCCCUGAAGGUGGUUCAUUCUAUGGUCGAAGCUGGAAAGGUGCAACGCAAGAUCGAUUCGGUUUUCGAUAUGGAUGAUGUAACGGCGUCCUUCGCCAUCCUGGCCCUUCUCGGCGCCAUUGCCAUCGCCCACACCUACGCCGUGCCUGAUCAGGACACCGCAGUCUACCCCUGCACCCCGGAUGCGCAAUACAGCCUCGACUGCGAGCAACCCCCCGUCACGAAUUUCUGCGCUCGAAGCAAGAAGAGCUGCUGCAACAGUGACGGCGCGCUGUACACCGAGGACCUCCUUCACUGCGGCCCCGACCAGUGCCGCUGUGUCGCUACCUAG